Molecule: messenger RNA, 1682 nt
Organism: Wyeomyia smithii (pitcher-plant mosquito)
Lineage: Eukaryota; Metazoa; Arthropoda; Insecta; Diptera; Culicidae
Product: major royal jelly protein 2-like
Exons: 4
Coding region: 519-1658 (379 amino acids)
Cellular component (GO): extracellular region
Source: RefSeq, a predicted model, not a curated record
AAACUGACAAAAACUGAAAAGGUAAUCGCAAAUACUGAAGAUUACUAAUUCUGGGUUCAUCCAAACAAUCGAAAGGAAACUCGAAAAUUCACGCCGAAGUAUGGUUGAAAUCAAGGUUGUCGAGAAAGAUACAGAAAGAUAAAGAUAAUCUUAGAUAUACCAGUGAAAGCUGUUACUAGUAACAUAACAUUGUAUAAAAAGUGAAAUUGGAGAAAAAUAUUUGGAUAACAUAAGAUUACUCCAUCAUCACGAUCAACGCAGAAAUUUUUGUUCCGGAACCAGAAAUCUGCUCUUCAUGCCUGUCUCUGAUGAAAACAUGCAGCAUUUUCGUCACAGACAGACAUGUUUAUACCAACAACCACACAAAACUGCAAAACAAAAGCUCAAAAGAGGAAGCCACAUGUUAUAAAGGGCGCUUAUGUGCACUGCACUUCCUCAGUAGAACCGCCAAGAACUAUUAACGAACUAGCUGUGACUGUAACCAAUUUCGGAAGAUCUUAUAGAAACAACUUGUUGAAAUGUGCGUGUGGUUUUUAUACAUGAGUUUAGUGUCAGUUAUUUGUUCAGCGCAAAAUAAGCCACCAGACUUGUCCGACAAAAUAUACCGAAUCAAUGGCAAUUCGAUCGACUUUCCGUGCGAGUCUACAAAGAAUAUCUUCAUCAGUACGGAACGGUACAAACCGAGUAAUAUUAUUCCUCUGCGGUUUCAAAUCGACCACAAGCUUGAUCGCGCAUUAUGUGUGCUACCAAGACUGCGUACGGGAAUCCCAAUUACGUUGGGCGUAAUCGAUCUGCUGCGCCCUAAUUGUUAUGCACACAUCAAACCGUAUCCUUGCUGGGAUUACCAAGAAGAAGGCAACUGUAAUUCAUUUCAAUCGGUUGUUGACGCGUAUAUAGAUAUAAGACAUAAUAUCUGGACGUUAGACACUGGAAUCACGAACUAUUUACAGCAGCCAAUCAAACGGUGUCCUCCUAAGGUGGUAGCAUUCUCCCUAGACAAUGAUAAAACCGUCAAAACUAUAGAUUUGAGCGAGAUCGUGAAGCCAGCAUCAAGACUACAGUACAUCGUUGUUGAUUAUUCGCUAAAUGGAUCACCUUAUGUGUACAUUGCUGACGCCGAAGGUGCAAUCAUUGUCUUGGAUAUUCAAAAUGAUAAGAACUAUCGCGUGGUACUGCCACGCACCGUAUCCGCCGGGUGUGGCGAUUCGGAUGUACUUUAUUUAUUGCUGGCACGAAGACCAAAAAACCAGAACACAGUUAUUUUUUCCUAUCUUUGUGGCCAGAAAGUAUUUGGAAUCAAAUCGGAGCAUCUCCGCACUGGCCGUGGUUCUAAUGCUAUCGUUGAGCUCGGAAGCAAACAAAAGCAUUCCGUGCUGCUAGGCACAGAUGGUGGAAAAAAUGUGAUAAUGCGAUACAGAGGCGAGAGUGAGCUUUAUUUGUGGGACACUGAUCAGCCGUACAGGGAGUGCAAUUUUGUUUUAGUGCAAAAUCCGGAGGAGUGUCGACUGAGUACACAUGUUGCACCGGGAGGCAAAGAUGAGCUGCUGUAUUCAUUGUCCUCGAACAUUGCAGAUUAUUUAAAUAAUACUAGUGGUGCUGGAGGAGCUUCUGGUCGGCUCAAGUUUAUUAGUAAAGACUGUGAUGAUGAUUGUUACUAGAUGUAAAAUGUAAAUAAAAACAAC